CGCCGGGGGAAUCGACCGAGCCAACAUUGUGAAACAUCAGAUUGAAGAUGGCGGAGGGUGAAUUGAACGUGGACAGCAUCAUCUCUCGGCUUCUGGAAGUGCGGGGAUGUCGCCCAGGGAAGAUAGUCCAGAUGACCGAGGCAGAGGUGCGGGGGCUCUGCAUCAAAUCCAGGGAGAUCUUCCUCAGCCAGCCCAUUCUGCUGGAGCUUGAGGCUCCCCUUAAGAUCUGCGGUGAUAUCCAUGGGCAGUACACAGACCUGCUGAGGCUGUUUGAGUAUGGUGGUUUCCCUCCAGAGGCAAAUUACCUCUUCCUGGGUGACUAUGUGGACAGAGGAAAACAGUCUCUGGAAACCAUCUGUCUGCUUCUGGCCUACAAGAUAAAAUACCCAGAGAACUUUUUCCUGCUCAGGGGGAACCAUGAGUGUGCUUCCAUCAACCGCAUUUACGGCUUCUAUGACGAGUGUAAGCGCAGGUUCAACAUUAAGUUGUGGAAGACCUUCACAGACUGCUUCAACUGCCUCCCCAUUGCUGCUAUUAUUGAUGAGAAGAUCUUCUGCUGCCAUGGAGGUCUGUCGCCUGAUUUGCAGUCAAUGGAACAGAUCCGCAGGAUCAUGAGGCCAACAGACGUGCCUGAUACAGGCCUGCUGUGCGACCUGCUGUGGUCAGACCCAGACAAGGAUGUGCAGGGCUGGGGAGAGAACGACCGCGGUGUGUCUUUCACCUUCGGGGCAGAUGUGGUCAGCAAGUUCCUCAACCGCCAUGACCUGGACCUCAUCUGUAGAGCUCACCAGGUUGUGGAGGAUGGUUAUGAGUUCUUUGCCAAACGCCAACUGGUCACACUUUUCUCGGCUCCAAACUACUGUGGGGAGUUCGACAAUGCAGGCGGCAUGAUGAGUGUCGAUGAAUCCCUCAUGUGCUCUUUCCAGAUCCUAAAGCCCUCAGAGAAGAAGGCCAAGUACCAGUAUGGCGGGGUCAAUUCUGGUCGGCCUGUCACCCCACCCCGCACUGCCCAAGCCCCCAAGAAGAGGUGAACAUACAGCCUCGGCUCUCCCCCUCCUUUUCAUCCUUUUCGCCCUAUCCGUCCUGUCUAUCCAUCGCUGCAACCCCAGUUACUCCCCUGUAUAGCACAUAUACAGGGCUUAUCUAAUUGCCCCAGUCUUUCUCCUCUUUCUUCCCCAUUAACCCUCCCUCCCCCUAACUCCACUGACAGCUCUUUUCUUAAUAUGUAUGUGUACAUAAAUUUGCUGUGACCAAUCGAUGUAUUAUUUUUUUGCCUGUUUGUUGGUAUUUUUGAUAUUAUUAACAAAUAUUCUAUUUGUGGUUUUACUUGCAAUGCCAUUUGAGGUUCUCUGAGGUUCUGUGUUGUGUAAAGAAACGCCUCCUCUGUCUAGAGGGGAGAAGUGAGUGAGUUAGAGGAAUUCUUUUUGAUUUCUUCAUCGAAAAACAAAAUGGAUAUUGAACAUUGUUUUGCCUUGAUCUCUCCUAAAGCAGUGAGAAUUCUCCCAGCGCUUUUCAUUUCAGCUGACUGAGACGUAAGCAUUAUGCCGAACUCGCGCUUACAGCAGUUCUGACAUUGCUAACAGUUCAAACAGUAUAGCGUGUGUGCGUGUACUUGCAAUUCUGUGUUUGGGCACACGCACAUUUGAUGUAUUUAACCACUAAGAAAGUGCACCUCUCCAUGUGAAGGAAAGAAUGUGAACAGAGACCGGCUUGAAUGAACCAUACAGGCUUAAUCAGAUGCUGCUGGCAGUGUACACGCACCAUCCGAACACAACACCCACUGGACAUCAACCCCACUCUCUUAUGGCUCCCCAGGCCCCGAAUCCAUACCCACACUACAACAUGCAGCUUCUCACGUAGAGGGGAUUGUGAUGUUGUCCUGGAUCUGUUUAUUAUUGGUCCUCAUCAAGAUAAUUUCAGUACUGCUGAUUUACAGUGAAAGACACUGACUGAUCUAAUAUGUGAUUAGUCCAUGCACAGGCCUUUUACCCAAUUUGAAUCACAGUUAUGGAUGGUCAGUAUUAUAUCUGCAUAAUCAAAUUGGAUAAAUAGAGUAACUGCUAAUGGUAUUAUUGUGCUAGUCUGGACCUUUUCCAUGUAGAAGCCCAUGAGGGUAGGAAAUGCAUUGGCUGCAAAUUUGCAGCUUGCCCAACCCUUUAAAGUAUUAAAAUACUGAUAUAAUAAGAAUAAGAAUCAAAAAGCAAUCUCCACAAAAGCUUUACAGUAUCUGCACCAUUUAGUGCCACAUGUACAGAACACAGUCAGCAGUCCUUUAAUAAAGUGGAGGAGCAUGAAGGAGAGUCAAGUUUGUGUUUUUGAGGAUUUAAAGGGAAAAUGCCAGCCAUCCCUCUUUUACAUCGCCCAAUCUGUUCAGGUACAAAAUAUGAAAACUGACAGGAGCCAGAAGUGGGUGGGUGCAGCUGGUUUUGGCAUUACUGUGGUAGUAGUGCCACCUGCUGUUAAAAAAUCGCCAGUACCAGAAUCCUAUUUUGUGAAAUUUCAGAACAGACUGACCAGGUUGCGCUUCAACUUACAAAGCCAGCGUAAGAUGCUGUAUCUUUACUAUCAGGAGGUACUUUAAUUGUCUACUUACCAACAAUUAGCCUGGUUGGCAGUUCAGCUUCAGUCUGCUGCAAAAGAGAUGCAGUAGACUUAUCGUGUGAAACAGUUGCCUCAUUUUUUUGCUCUUCGUUGUAUUCUUUCUGUUGUAUUUCUAUGUACUCUAUUCACAUUGUUUACUUUUUAUUCACUUAAUUUAUUUCCUAACAAUGAUAAUAAGAAAAAAAAUCUGAGGUGUUACCAAAAGCUGUUUUGCAAUUUGUACAAGUUGGUUUGAAAGUCUAUAAAUUGAAUAAAAUGGAUGAAACUAAAA
This is a messenger RNA of Myripristis murdjan (pinecone soldierfish), 2872 nucleotides long. Its product is annotated as serine/threonine-protein phosphatase PP1-beta catalytic subunit. The record is from RefSeq and is a predicted model, not a curated record. Bases 48 to 1031 code for a protein of 327 amino acids. The transcript is spliced from 8 exons. Gene Ontology annotation, molecular function: protein serine/threonine phosphatase activity. Gene Ontology annotation, cellular component: cytoplasm; nucleus. Lineage: Eukaryota; Metazoa; Chordata; Actinopteri; Holocentriformes; Holocentridae.